UGGUGGACUAUUUGAACCCUAUUCUCAGCAAAAUCAUCGCCUCUUGCUCCAGCGUUAGGGUUUCUUCAUCGUCCCAAGUUUAGAGAUCCUUUAGAUUUCGCGGUGCUUUUACACUUAAAGAUUCAAAACAUGGCUACCACUACGGCAAGGUCUUUUCUUCAAGUCGCCGCAACGGAGGAGGCUGCACCCCCUCUUAGAGUCGUCCAGAUUGAGGGACUGGUUAUCCUGAAGAUAAUUAAGCAUUGUAAGGACCACUCACCUUCUUUAGUCACUGGACAACUUCUUGGAUUGGAUGUUGGCAGUGUUCUUGAAGUUACCAACUGCUUCCCCUUUCCUAUGAGGGAGGAGGAUGAGGAAAUUGAAGCUGAUGGUGCUAAUUACCAGCUUGAAAUGAUGAGGUGCUUGAGGGAGGUUAACGUUGACAAUAAUACUGUUGGAUGGUACCAGUCUACAUUGCUUGGCUCCUUUCAGACUGUGGAGCUGAUUGAAACCUUUAUGAAUUAUCAGGAGAAUAUUAGACGCUGUGUUUGCAUAAUAUAUGAUCCAUCAAGGUCUGAUCAAGGUGUCCUAGCUCUGAAGGCUUUGAAGCUUUCUGAUUCGUUCAUGGAACUCUAUCGCAGCAACAAUUUUACUGGAGAGAAAUUGAGGGAGAAGAACUUAUCAUGGGUGGAUAUCUUUGAAGAAAUACCUAUCAAAGUUUCAAAUUCUGCCCUUAUCAGUGCUUUUAUGACGGAGCUGGAACCUGAUACUCCAGUCACCCAGUGUGAUUAUGAUCGUCUGCAAUUAUCAACCAGUUCAUUAAUGGAGAGAAAUAUGGAAUUUUUGAUUGAAUGCAUGGAUGACUUGUCACUAGAACAACAAAAGUUCCAAUUCUACUAUAGGAACUUGUCUCGGCAGCAGGCUCAGCAGCAAGCAUGGCUUCAGAAAAGAAGGGCAGAGAACAUGGCACGUAAAGCUGCUGGAGAGGAACCUUUGCCUGAGGAAGAUCCUUCAAACCCCAUUUUCAAGCCACUCCCCGAGCCAUCACGGUUGGAGAGCUUCCUCAUAACAAAUCAAAUUUCCAACUACUGCAACCAAAUCAACGGGGUGUCAGGACAGAGCUUUAAUAGACUCUAUUUGAUGAAGGCUUUGCAUGAGGAUUGAAACUGCAAUUUUUGCUAGUGAUUCUUGAUGCUUGCUUUAAUCCAAUUUCCUUUCCGUAUAGGAUGAGAAUUUUAUGGCGAAUUUGGUAGUAUAUUAGAGCAUCAUGCUUUUAAGGCGACUAAUUUAUGAACCCAAUUGUAAGCAGUAUAAUCUGUUCUUUAGAGAUACAUGCAAUAUUUAUUGGUCGUUAAUUUUUUUGGAUCUAUGAUCUAUUAUUUGGUUUUCAUUACGAAACGCAU
This is a messenger RNA of Gastrolobium bilobum, 1382 nucleotides long. RefSeq names its product eukaryotic translation initiation factor 3 subunit H. NCBI's taxonomy places the organism in Eukaryota, Viridiplantae, Streptophyta, Magnoliopsida, Fabales, Fabaceae. Gene Ontology annotation, molecular function: translation initiation factor activity; protein binding; metallopeptidase activity. The record is from RefSeq and is a predicted model, not a curated record. The coding region runs from base 130 to 1143 and encodes 337 amino acids. The transcript has 12 exons. Gene Ontology annotation, cellular component: eukaryotic 43S preinitiation complex; eukaryotic translation initiation factor 3 complex; cytoplasm.